AUGUCGGACGAUGAUGAUUUUAUGCAGGAUUCUGGGGAAGAGGAGUACGACUUCGAGUAUGAGGGCUCCGAUGAAGACGACUCCGGCGAUAUCGGCAUCGAGAACAAAUACUACAACGCGAAGCAGAUCAAGGCAGAUAACCCAGAAGAAGCUAUCGAUGAGUUCCUAGGCGUGCCAGCCCUGGAACAAGACAAAGGCGACUGGGGCUUCAAAGGUUUAAAACAAGCAAUCAAACUAGAAUUCAAACUGGGAAGAUACGAUGAUGCAAUUGAACACUACCGCGAGCUCUUGACAUACGUGAAAUCGGCCGUCACACGGAAUUAUUCCGACAAGUCAAUAAAUAAUAUGCUAGAUUUCAUCGAAAAAGGCUCGGAUGACGAGAAAGCAUAUCAUUGUAUGGAGGAGUUUUAUCGCUUGACGCUCAAAACAUUUCAAAACACAAACAAUGAAAGGCUAUGGCUCAAGACGAAUAUCAAACUCGCAAAGCUGUGGCUCGACCGCAGAGAAUUUGCGCAACUUACCAAGAAGUUGCGAGAACUACACCGGGCAUGCCAGCGUGAGGACGGUACGGAUGACCCCAGCAAGGGAACCUACUCGCUUGAAGUGUACGCUCUUGAAAUUCAGAUGUACGCAGAAACCAAAAACAACAAACGACUCAAAGCACUGUACGAGCGAGCAUUGCGGGUGCGAUCUGCUGUUCCACAUCCAAAGAUUAUGGGAAUCAUUCGCGAAUGCGGAGGCAAAAUGCACAUGAGCGAGGAGAAUUGGGAACAGGCACAGAGCGACUUUUUCGAGUCAUUCCGCAACUAUGAUGAAGCUGGAUCGAUGCAACGAAUCCAAGUCUUAAAAUACCUGGUGUUGACUACGAUGCUUAUGAAAUCAGAUAUCAACCCCUUCGACUCCCAAGAGACCAAACCAUACAAGAACGAUCCACGGAUAUCGGCAAUGACAGACCUAGUCGAUGCGUACCAACGUGAUGACAUACACACUUACGAAGAUAUUCUACGGAAGAACCACGAUGUGUUGGCGGAUCCGUUCAUUGCUGAGAACAUUGACGAAGUUAGUCGCAACAUGCGGACUAAAGCUGUCAUCAAGCUCAUUGCACCCUACACCCGGUUCACGUUGAGCUUCAUCUCUAAACAGAUCAAGAUUUCCAUCUCAGAGGUGCAAGAGAUUCUUGGGUUCUUGAUCAUGGACAAGAAACUCAACGCCAAAAUCGAUCAAGAAAACGGCACGGUUGUAGUCGAAAGCUCCAGCGACUCGGAACGUCUACAGGCAGUCCGUGAAUGGUCAUUAUCAUUAAAAUCCCUCUGGCGUGCCGCACUGAACGACGGCGAAGGCUUCAGGGUCGACGAAUCGUCCCUCUCGCAAAUGGGGCCCAUCCAAUCCCCAUUCCAGGCGGUGUCAGGAUUCGGCGAGGAGAAUCGCUCAGUGGGUAAAGGCCGAGGAGGAUGGAGGGGUAAGACAGGAUAUGCGGGCAGAGUAGGAGUAGCUUAG
This is a messenger RNA of Talaromyces marneffei, 1497 nucleotides long. RefSeq lists its product as uncharacterized. Lineage: Eukaryota; Fungi; Ascomycota; Eurotiomycetes; Eurotiales; Trichocomaceae. Gene Ontology annotation, biological process: protein deneddylation. Gene Ontology annotation, cellular component: COP9 signalosome. The record is from RefSeq and is a predicted model, not a curated record. The transcript has 4 exons. The coding region runs from base 1 to 1497 and encodes 498 amino acids.